AUGGGUUAAUGUUUUAUUAUUGGCUGAAUUAUUCCUUUAAGUUCAAUACUGAGGGUUUUGCGGUCUCAGUGUAAAACACAUUGGAUAAACAAUAAGAAGGAAGUGUAAGUUUGUGUAGCGUGUUGAUGUUGUGUGGUUUGUUGUUGUUAGAUGUGAUGCUGGUUCAGUUUUACUCUUCAGCAGUCAGUAGUAAUUAAGAGUCACACACUGUUAGUAAUUGGCCUUGUCUCGCUUCUGGCUCGCUGCUGUAUCCUCCGUCCUCAAAGCAAUCCAAUUAAUAUGCUAAUGAGCUGAUAAAUAUUUAUGAAAGAUUUUGAAUUAUGCAGAAAGCUUUCAGAGGUUUGUGUGAACUUCAAAGCCGCGUUCUUUUAAUGAGUGCCAGGGUUUCAGAUUUGCAUACGGCUUUAAUCGUCUGAAUACUGAUGAGCGUUCAUUAUAGAUUCUACACGUUCGCCUGUAGUCUUUGUGUUUCGGUCACUGUUAAAGAAACAACUUUACCUCAUGCACGCCAUCAGAAUCCACACCGGUCCGUCGCCGCUGAUGCAUGCUGGUUAGGCUUGGGAUUUUUCUCAACAAUCGUAGCUCCGCUUGUGAGAUUUUUUUUGUAUUCAGAGUUAUUGGAGCGUCAGGUGAUUUACUGGUUUAGUGGUCGCUCAUGGACUCGGCAGAAUUAAGUAAAAGCACAAUGGAGACCAGUACACAUGGAGUUCAAGCAGCUCAAACAAACUCUCUGGCCGUCCAGAAACCAAACGGACAAGCGACCAUCAGCAACGUGCAGGCACAAGCUUUACUCCAACAGAACAUGCAGCUCUUCCUGCAGCAGACGCAGGCGCAGCUCCUCGCCGCAGCCGUGCAGCAGUCUGCAGGUCAGCAGAGCAACACCACCGGAGCAAAUAUCUCCGCCUCCGCGGCCACGCCCAUAACACUGUCUCAGCCAAUCCAGAUCGCAUCUCCGCAGAGUUUGAACCUGCCGCAGUUUGUGUUGGUGCAGCCCGGUCACUCCAUCACAUCACAGAUUCAACCUCAAUUCAUCAUCUCAUCAUCUCCUCAGGGACAGAGCGGUCUCCUGCAACCUCACAAUCUUCUGACUCUACCUCAAAGCCAAGCAAACCUCCAGGCAUCACAGACCAGCAUCACCCUCACUACACAGGCGGCGACACCGACAAGAAAAAUAGCAGCCAUGCCCGCCCCUCCGGUGGCCACGCCCAAAUGCAUGGACACCCCGUGUGUGGAGGAAGCCAGCGAUCUGGAGGAGCUGGAACAGUUUGCCAAAAACUUUAAGCAGAGACGAAUAAAGUUAGGUUUUACUCAGGGGGACGUCGGCUUGGCCAUGGGGAAACUUUACGGGAACGACUUUAGUCAGACCACCAUCUCUAGAUUUGAGGCCUUGAAUUUGAGCUUCAAGAAUAUGUGCAAACUCAAACCUCUGUUGGAGAAAUGGCUGAAUGAUGCAGAGAACAUGACGGCCGACUGCGUGGUGUCGAGUCCGAGCGAGAUGUCUCCCGGUCUGUGCGAGAAUCUGAACCGACGGCGAAAGAAACGGACCAGCAUCGAGACGUGCAUGCGUCUGGCAUUAGAGAAGAGCUUUCUGGAGCAGAGCCAGAAGCCCUCAUCAGAGGAGAUAACACUGAUCGCAGACCAGCUGAGCAUGGAAAAGGAGGUGGUGCGCGUUUGGUUCUGUAACCGCAGACAGAAAGAGAAAAGAAUCAAUCCACCCAGCAGCAGCGCUUCACCAAAUACACAUCUCAAAACCAUCUACAGCAGCUCCACACCGACGGUGUCCAGUGGUACAAACACGCUGACGGUAAAUCCAGUAGUGUCUCUGAACACCAGCAGCAUCCCGAGCCUCACGUUCACCGGUGCUACGCUGGGUCACGUGAUGUCUAACACGCCAUCCGUCAUCUCCAUGGCACCUGCCGUGGCCACGCCGGCCCCCACCGUGACAUCACCAUCCCUGACCCCAUCAGCCACGGGCGCGACCCUGCCCGCAACAAAACGGGAAACGUCGAACAACUCGCAGGCGGUUUCCACGGCGAUGACGGUUACGCAGGGGGCGGGUCAACUGGUGGUGACGGGGUCGGGUCUGGGAACCGGUUUGAAUUCAGCGAUCGUAAGCCCUUCACAGCUGACUCAAGGUGGAGCGCUGUUGAGUUUGACUCCUGCUCUCGGGAACACGUUGAGUCCGGCGUUAAUGAACAAUAACACGCUGGCCACUAUCCAGGCUCUGGCAUCGGGAGCCGCGCUGCCCAUCGCCUCCUUCGACGGAAACACCGGUCUGCUCUUCGCCAACACGAGCACGGGGAACGCCGUACCCGGCCUGAUGAGCACGCCUUUCUUUCUUAACUCGUCCGGCCUCUCGUUUCUGCCCGCUAAUCUGCUGUCUGUGGGCGGAGCUGGAGGCGGGGCUCUCAACCUACAGGUGACCAACGAUGCGAGUCCUGUGCCGGCUAAAAGCAUCGCCGUGGCCUCGAAGGCCCAAUAAACCUGACGUUAGACUUUAUUUAAUCUUGUUGCUAUUACCAAAAAAACAUUUUGACCCGUGUGGUUCCUCCCCUGUGACGUUUCAGUUCGUUCACACUGUGCAACUUUGACAAACCUUUAAGGAUGAACUUUAGUUUUGCUUUCCUUAAGUCUGUUUCCUAAACUAAUGUUGAAAUUAACCAAAAAUGUGAGACUCUUUGCUGACAGGAAGUGCUUCAUGUAGCAGAGUUUAAUUCACUUCCUGUGAUGUCAUCGCCGGUUGGCUUUAUCCAUGACCGAGUUCACAUUUAUAACCAAAUACAUUUCAGAUAUUUUAUGUGGUUUUGAGAAACGUGUCUUUGGUGGAAGUUUUUCAAGAAAAUCUUUAAGAUGUAUUAGGGAGACUUUUUUUAAAAUGAAUACUUUAACUUGAUAUCACUUUAUGAAUACGGUUAGAUGGCUUUAUAAACGAGUAAUAAGAAAUGACAGCGAGCGUCUCCUGUCAGAAAUGCAAACAAUCUUUCAAGCUUUGUCUCAACACUGAUUUUGUUUGUCUGAUCUUAUAUUAUAUAUCUAUACAGUGAUAUUCCACACAUUAAACCACAGUUUAAUUACUUGACGUCUUGGUUUUGUCUUUUUGUAGUAUUAUUUAAAAUGUUGAGUAAUCUGAGCGUGUGGAUUGAUUAUAAUUUGAUGACCACUUUAACUGACGUUGUAUCCUAACCAGACGCGACACUGUUAAAGCGGUUCAUGUUUUUGAGAAGGGUUCUAAAAUCUCAUUGUUUGUCACAUGAUGUAUGUUUUCAGCAUUGAUCACAUGAGAACGCAUUACAGCAAUGUAACAAGAUAAACACUACACGAAGCCUCGUUUACAAAAACAUCACAGCCGAUUGACACCAUAUUGUGAGAAAUGACAUAAGAAUGGUUUGACAUGCAGAAAUGUGUUCAUGUUUCGUAACUUGUGUAUGUUUAUGUCAGAUGUCUUUGGUGGUUUUUGCUCGGUUGCUUAAUUUAUUGCAUAAGAAUGUUUUAAGAAACACCUCGAGCGAUCUUUCUACGGCUGUUUACUGGAUGAGGUCUGUGGUUUUAUUUUAUUAUUAUUAUUAUUAUCUAAAUGAGUUCCUGCGUCUCUUGAACAGUCAGCUUUGGGUUUGAUCUUUGUUCUUUAAGUUUGAUUGAUGAAGAUUUUGCAGACAAACCAAAAAUAUUUUCAGCCUGUCGCUGCAUCACGGCAGUCCUGCGGCCUUGUUGAAUGCGACAUCGCAGCGCUUUCAGCUCCAAAGACUUUGAUGUUUAAGAAUCGUAGCUGUUGUCCAGACAGACGACGUAAAAAAGCUUUAACCAAAGUGAUUUUCACACCGUCCCUCAUUGUUAGGAUGAACCCUGCGUGUGUGAUUUCUGUAGAAAUACUUUCAGCACUGAUGUUACUGCUGUGACACAAACCAUCUUUCAUCUUAAAAGAAAUAAAAGACUUCUGCUGUCUUCUU
Molecule: messenger RNA, 3947 nt
Organism: Misgurnus anguillicaudatus (oriental weatherfish)
Lineage: Eukaryota; Metazoa; Chordata; Actinopteri; Cypriniformes; Cobitidae
Source: RefSeq, a predicted model, not a curated record